Molecule: messenger RNA, 1381 nt
Organism: Coccinella septempunctata (seven-spotted ladybird)
Lineage: Eukaryota; Metazoa; Arthropoda; Insecta; Coleoptera; Coccinellidae
Product: sepiapterin reductase
Exons: 1
Coding region: 1-795 (264 amino acids)
Biological process (GO): tetrahydrobiopterin biosynthetic process
Molecular function (GO): sepiapterin reductase (NADP+) activity
Source: RefSeq, a predicted model, not a curated record
AUGUCUUCUGUAGAUUUCUCUGAAAAAAAUCUCGUGUUUAUAACGGGAUCAUCCAGAGGUAUUGGAAGAGCAAUAGCAAUAGAAUUAGCUAAAGUUGUCCAUCCCCAAUCUGCUCUUGUUUUGAUUGCCUCAUCAGCAUCUGGUUUAGAAGAAACCAAAUCCCUUGUUUUGAAAGUGCAGAAUACAUUGAAUGUUGUUACUUACCCUAUGAAUUUGUCUGAACCAGCACAAGACACUUAUGAAAAAUUGUUCGACUCUGUUAUUUCAAAAGUGGAUGUCUCGAACCUCAAAUACUCUAUUUUUAUUCAUAAUGCUGGAACUAUAGGUUCUUUACUGAAGACCUUAGAUUUGAAUGAUGUGGAAUUGUGGAGAAAACAUUUUGAUUUGAAUCUUUUAUCAGCGAUUUCCCUAAACUCCAAAUUCGUGACCAAGACUAAAACUCUGGCGGAAAAAUUGGUAGUGGUUAACAUAACCUCUCUGUGUGGUCGGGUGCCCUUCGUCAAUAUGUCCAUGUAUGGCUCUUGCAAGGCAGCCAGAGAACUGUUCUUCAGAGUUUUCGCUUUAGAAGAGCAGGAUAUACUCGUUUUGAACUACUCUCCUGGGCCUGUCGCAACUGAUAUGUUCGAUACCAUAAUUGAAACGGCCCAAGAUGACAACGUGAAAAAGACGUUCAAGGAAACUAAAGAGACAUGUAUAUUGACACCCCAGAAAACUGUUGAGAUGUUAUUAGACAUCCUCAAGAAGGGAGAUUACACGAGUGGAGAAACGAUUGAUUAUUUCGAUAGGGCCGCUUAAUAAGGAUAUCUGUUUUCAUAACAGAAGUUUAAUUAUUAUUAAAAUGGGGGGUUUUGGAGUAGAAAUGUAUUUUCAUAGAUAUUAAGUGGUUAUCGGUUGAAAUAUAAUUGGUUGAGGCAGCUCUCCUUUUAAAAGUAAAAUAUUAUAAUACAUGGAUUAAUGUGAGGUUAAGUCCUAUCUUUUUUGGCUUUAUUUCAAAGUGAUUUGAAGUUAUCUGGAUUAUGAAAAAGUUAAACAGUCCCUCUUUACUAAAAUGAAAUGGUAUGCAGGAUGUUUCAUAUCCACUAGAACCGAAUGAUAUUUUUUCAUGAAAAUUGCUGAUGAUGACAAAUGGCCUAGAUUUAUUCAACAAAAAACAGAGUCAUUUUGGUGAUACUUUGUCAUUUUAAUUGGGACACCUACAUUUUGGACCAAAUUUUAACUACGGUUCAGAGAAAUUAUUUUAUAAUAAUAUAGGUAUAAAAUGUAAAAUUAAUAUUUCAAAUAUGCAUUUAUAUAGUAUAUAAAAUUUUUGCAUGAAUAUUGUUUACCUUUUGUUGAGCAUGAUAAGUUAUCUAAUCUUAAAUAAAUUAACCUAUGUUAGAAA